Molecule: messenger RNA, 1475 nt
Organism: Musa acuminata subsp. malaccensis (wild Malaysian banana)
Lineage: Eukaryota; Viridiplantae; Streptophyta; Magnoliopsida; Zingiberales; Musaceae
Product: lecithin-cholesterol acyltransferase-like 1
Biological process (GO): lipid metabolic process
Source: RefSeq, a predicted model, not a curated record
AGCUUCCAAGUAGCAAACAACCGUUACCACACGUUCUCAUCCUUCUCAACCAUAUGGGAGUCUAAGCAACACAGUGGUCGAGAGAUGGAAAAUGGAAAUGAAUGUCAUUCUGAUCCUUCCCCUUCUUGUCUUUCCCAUGGCUUUGUUGCCGGCCGUGUGCCUUUCUGCGGGGGGCAGCAACGAUCUCCACCCUCUGGUCCUCAUACCGGGGAGUGGCGGCAACCAACUGGAGGCCCGGCUGACGAAGGACUACAAGCCGUCGAGCCUCCUCUGCGCCCUUUCCGCGACGAGGAAGGGGAAGGACGGGUGGUUCAGGCUGUGGUUCGACCCGACGGUGCUGGUGCCCGCCCUCACCCGCUGCUUCGCCGAGCGGAUGACUCUGUACUACCACGCCGCCCUCGACGACUACCGCAACGCCCCCGGCGUGCUGACCCGGGUCCCCUGCUUCGGCUCCACUCAGGGGCUCCUCUACCUCGACCCUCACCUCAAGCAUAUCACCGAAUACAUGGCAACUCUCGUGAACUCCUUGGAGCAGCUUGGCUAUGUAGACGGCGAAAACCUCUUCGGCGCGCCGUACGACUUCCGCUACGGUCUGGCUGCAGAAGGCCACCCCUCCAAAGUUGGAACCCAGUAUCUGGAAGAUCUCAAAGAAUUAAUCGAAUCUGCGAGUGCUUCCAAUGGCGGCAAGCCCGUGAUCCUCCUCUCCCACAGCCUCGGCGGCCUCUUCGCGCUUCAGCUCCUCGUCCGCAGCACUUCCUCAUGGCGGCAAAAGUACGUCAAGCACCUGCUCACCCUCUCGGCGCCAUGGGCCGGCACGGUGCAAGAGAUGCUCACCUUUGCGUCGGGGUACACCCUCGGCAUCCCCAUCGUGGACCCUCUGCUGGUCCGGGCCGAGCAACGGAGCUCCGAGAGCAACCAGUGGCUCCUGCCGUCGCCCAAGGUGUUCGGCCACGUGCCGCUCGUCGUGUCCGGGAACAAGAGCUACUCCGCAUGGGACAUGCAGGGGUUCAUGGAGGACAUCGGGUUCGAGGAAGGGGUCUACCCGUACAAGACGCGGGUGUUGCCGAUGACGGACAAGUUCGAGGAGCCGGGCGUGCCGGUGACGUGCGUGGUGGGCAGCGGGGUCGAGACGCCGGAGACGUUGUUCUACGGGGAGGACGGGUUCGACGUGCAGCCGGAGGUGGUUUACGGCGACGGAGAUGGCACGGUCAAUUUGGUGAGCUUAUUGGCGCUGGAGUCCGAGUGGGCGGGGUCGGCGAGCCAGGAUCUGAAGGUGAUCAGGCUGCCUGGUGUCUCCCAUACCUCGAUUUUGAAGGAUAAGAGCGCUUUGAAGGAGAUUGUAGCAGAGAUUUGCAGCAUAAACGCCAUUACCGCGAGCUCUCUAGUCUUUCGAGCGUGACAAUACGAUCGAUUAAAAUGUUAUGCAGUCUAAAUUAAGUGUAUGAAUUUGAUAAUUUAAUGCAUAAUGCGUGACA